Molecule: messenger RNA, 2235 nt
Organism: Osmerus eperlanus (European smelt)
Lineage: Eukaryota; Metazoa; Chordata; Actinopteri; Osmeriformes; Osmeridae
Gene: hyal4
Product: hyaluronidase 4
Exons: 4
Coding region: 500-2083 (527 amino acids)
Biological process (GO): carbohydrate metabolic process; hyaluronan catabolic process
Cellular component (GO): cytoplasmic vesicle
Molecular function (GO): hyalurononglucosaminidase activity
Source: RefSeq, a predicted model, not a curated record
ACACAAACACACACGCAUGCAAUCCCCACAGUGGGUAAUGCUAAUUGAUGUGGAUGAGUGUCAGACGUCCACGACUAGGAGCCCAGCCCAGAGAGGAUCAGACCUCUAGUCUUGACGUUCAGCACAGUCAAUGGGAUUUAAAGCAGCUCUCUGUCCCUUGCCUCCCUCCUUUCCUCCUCUCCUCCCCCCUCCCCUCCCUCUCUCCAGUAAUCGCUCUGUUGUGGUGUUAACUCCAGCUUGCUGCUGGUGCCUCCUCCCUCGCAGGAAACUCUCCCUCUCUCCCUUUCUUUCCCCCUCCGUCUCUCCCUCUCUCGGCUGUAUAUAAGUGUGGAUGGGAGGAUUGUGUUUCAGACAGAGUGAAGGAAUGCUGAGGUGCAGGACAGAUGGAGAGGGACGCGCCCCCUCUGAGCCCUCCUGCCUGGUAUUGGCUGGUGUGACGGUCACCGUGCGAGAUCAACAGGAUGAUUGACGGACGCCCUCGUUGACCCGUGUGCCCAGGAUGCCCGCGGUGCCAGCGGGCAGUGCCCCCAACCCCCACGCCCUCCCCGUGACCUGCGCCCUCACCUGCUCCUGGCUCCUCCUCCUCUUCCACGCCGCCUUCGGCCAGAAGCCCGCCAAGCUCCCGUUGGUGGGCCGCAAGCCCUUCAUCGCCGCUUGGAACGCCCCGUUGGACAUGUGCACGACCAAGUACAACGUCACCGCCAACCUCGAGCACCUCUUCCAGAUCAGCGGGAGCCCGCGGGCUGUCCGCACCGGCCAGAACGUCACCAUCUUCUACGCCAACCGGCUCGGCCGCUACCCGUACUACACCGACCACGGUCAGGCCAUCAACGGAGGGCUGCCUCAGAACUGCAGCCUGGACGCCCACCUCAUCAAGGCCUACCAGGACAUCAGCCACUUCAUCCCCUCUCAAAGCUUCCGGGGCCUGGCCGUCAUCGACUGGGAGCACUGGCGGCCGCAGUGGAACCGCAACUGGCACAAGAAGGACGUCUACCGGCGGAAGUCCCGGGAGCUGACCGCCAGGGCGUACGUCAACGUGACGGCGUCGCAGGUCGAGGAGCUGGCGCGCGAGCGCUUCGAGAGGAGCGCCCGGGCGUUCAUGCUGCGGACCGUGCAGCUGGGGACUCGCCUCCGCCCCGACGGCCUCUGGGGCUUCUACCUCUACCCCGACUGCCACAACUACAAUCUGCACGAGCACAACUACACGGGCUCCUGCCCCCUGCAGGAGAGCCGGCGCAACGACGAGCUGCUGUGGCUGUGGAACAGCAGCACGGCGCUGUUCCCCUCGGUGGCCAUCAGGAAGAGUCACACGGACAGCGUCAGAAACCUGCACUUCUCCCAGUACCGGGUGCUGGAGGCUAUCAGGAUAGCGUCGCUCACCUCGCUGGACUACGACCUGCCCACGUACGUCUACCUGAGACUGGGCUACAGGGACGAGGCCAUGGCCUUCCUCACCACGAAAGACUUGAUCCACACCAUUGGGGAGAGUGCUGCUUUAGGUGCUGCUGGAUUUGUGAUAUGGGGAGACCUCAACCUCACCUCAUCCAGACACAACUGCACCAAGGUGAAAUCCUUCCUGAGCCAUCGUCUGGGCCAGUACAUCACCAACGUGACGCGCGCCGCAGAGCUCUGCAGCAACUUCCUGUGCCAGAGCAACGGGCGCUGCAUCAGGAGGGACCCCCGCGCCCCCCACUACCUCCACCUGAGUGCCGACAGCUACCACAUCCAGCCCUCCGGAGACGGAGACUUCCUGGUUACGGGCUGGCACUCGCAGCACGAGCUGCAGCUAUUGGCCGAGAGGUUCCGCUGCCACUGCUACGAGGGCCACUCCGGGGAGAGGUGUGACAGUCUGAACGAAGUGGUGGUGGAGGAAGGGGGGGCAGCCCAGGAGGAGGAGGAGGAGACGUGGAGAAAGGAGGAGGAGGAGAACAAAUGGACAGAUGAGGAGGAAGGAAAUGAGAUCGGGGGAGAAGAGAAAGAGAGAAAAUUGGAGAGCUCGGCUCCACAAACUGAGAAUGCGUACGGACUGAUGACGUUACUACUCAUGUUGAACUUCUCUAUUCUGGGAUUAGUGGUAUUAUGAUAAUGAUGAUGAUGGCACUUUAGGUAGCAUGCAGGGGGGUUGGUUUUGGAUGAGAAAGGAGAGAUGUCCCUCUCCUUGUUAUUACUGUCCCAUGAGGGCCCUACAUAGAACUACGAAGCUUGAUAACGGUGUUUGGCUCACAUAUGACAUAC